AAUUGAAAUCAGUUAAAGCCGUCUCCGCUGGUGCUCGGAAGUCGCGUUUACAAUUUGUCAUCUUAUUUCUGUUUUGUUUCAUCUAUUCGGAGUUUUUAAGAUAUAUUGUCUUUACGGAGGCAAGCCUACUACUGAAAAGACUGACUCUGCGGUAGCGUGGUUCGAGAGGAACUCGUAUGUAUCUAUGUAUGUCUUUGGUCAACUGGCUGACGUAGCUGCUAGCUAGCGAAGCUAACUACCUGUUUGAGAGCUGCUUUGAGUUAAUUUAAAUCUGGACAUAUUCGUGGACGUGUUCGCUGUCGGUCAGUGCACAGUAAUACAUUUAGAAUAUGGACUCUGCUGCAAGACUGAAGUUGGCACAGGACACAAAACUCCAAAAGCCUGAAGUGAAAUCCAGCAGGGAAGGACCAAAGCGGGUUCCUGUGUCACAACACUCUCAGAUGGCUGUAGUUACACCAACGCCACACCAACGGGUCCUGGGUGUGUCAAAUGGACCUCUGCGCAUUCAGCGGCCUGUGAGCCACCAGAAACCACCAUCUCAUGUCUCUGUUGCCAACAAGUCCACUCUGCCAUCCGAUCAGAAUUUGAACCCCAUGACUCAAAAUGUAAAUCCCGCACCUCAGCCUAAACCUGGUUCUCAGCAAAACCAGACUAGAAUUAAUACAGCUACAGUGAAGGAGACUGUUAAACCACCAACAGAAACAGCAAAGCCGGAGAAGCACCAGAACAAACCUACCAAGAAUGAUGCUGUAGAUGCUGCAGGAUCAAAGAAGCGAUGGAGCCUAGAAAAUUUUGACAUUGGCCGUCCCUUGGGAAAGGGUAAAUUUGGCAAUGUCUACCUGGCGAGAGAGCGACAAAGUAAGUUCAUCUUGGCCCUGAAGGUGCUCUUCAAGAAACAGCUGGAGAAGGCCGGGGUGGAACACCAGCUGAGGAGAGAAGUGGAGAUCCAGUCUCACCUCAGGCACCCCAAUAUCUUGCGCCUCUAUGGUUACUUCCAUGACACCUCUCGUGUGUAUCUCAUCCUUGAGUUUGCACCGCGGGGAGAACUCUACGGUGAGCUGCAGCGCUGUGGAAGUUUUCCUGAGGACAGAAGUGCAACAUACAUCAUGGAGCUGGCCGAUGCCCUCAACUAUUGCCACUCCAAGAAGGUGAUCCACCGAGAUAUCAAACCAGAAAACCUUUUACUCGGGGCAAACGGCGAGCUAAAGAUUGCUGAUUUUGGCUGGUCUGUCCACACGCCCUCCUCCAGGAGGUCCACUCUGUGUGGAACACUGGACUACCUGCCUCCAGAAAUGAUUGAGGGGAAAACUCAUGAUGAAAAGGUGGACCUGUGGAGCCUUGGUGUGCUCUGCUACGAGUUCCUGGUUGGAAGCCCCCCCUUUGAAGCGAAAACCCACGAGGACACCUACCGCAGGAUAUCAAGGGUGGAGUACACUUACCCUGCACAGUCCAACUUCAGUGCGGGAGCCAAACACUUGGUUGCCCAGCUAUUGAAGCACAACCCCAUGCAAAGACUUCCUAUCCAGGGAGUCCUGUCUCACCCGUGGGUUGUCGAAUACUCAACCAAGAAGCCCACAACUCUGAACCCUGAGGAGUCCAGCUAGUGAGCCGCUGUGCUUUUGGAGUGGUGAUGUCACUGUGACUGGCUGGUGUGGAACAUGACUGCUACAGCUGAUCACAAUCUGCUUUUUGCAACUACUUUGGCUACCACUUCACGUGUCUGCAGACAGUUUGAGCCUCUUGUCUUUUUUUUAUAUCCUUUUCAGAUUUCCUAAUUUCACUGGUGGCAUUUAGUUGCCUGUAAAUAUUUCAUUGUCUUUGUGUAAUUAUGUAUUUGUAUUAUCGAGCUUUCCUAAAAAUGUUAUUACUUGAAUUGGGGGGUGGGAGGGGUGUGGAAGAGACCAUUAUGCAAUCGUAAUCAUAAUUCUGACACUGACUCCAUACAUGUGCAUUGUCAGUUGGCACAGUUGUGAUGCUUGUGUUGUCACUGUCUGUCCCGUCAUGUCUACAACACCUGCCAAAGUCUCAGAUUCAGUAUCACCUCUGUUUGUAGCUUGUCUCUGUUAUGACACAGACUCACAGAGUGAAAACUUUAACAGCCCAAUGGUCUCUGCUCCCAAUACAUUAUUCAUGGUGUAUAUCACUGACCAGUCCAUGUUAAAUAAUACUGUUGCCAGCAUGUUUGUUGUCCUCAUUGGAUGCAUUUCUGCGACAGGUUUUCUUUUGAGAUUCAUUUCAGACUAGAAAUCAGAUUAACCAUGUCCCCCAUUUGGAAAAGCUGACUUCUGGUAGGUGGCUUUUGUCUGUGGACGGUUUUGUUACGUCGGUGCAACACAUUAAUACAGAUGUUUAGCUGGACUUGGAAGUGCCGAGUUGAUGAUGGGUGUGGUCCGACCCAUGACUACUUGGAGCCCAAGUGAUGUAUUAUUGAUGUUUUGUUUUUUCCUCCCAAAUUAAAUGAUCAAUGCUGUUUUGAGUCCAGCAUUCUUAAAUGUUACCAGCAGAGGGAGCCAGAAUACUGGGAACAGGUUUUAGAUGACAAAAAGCCCAUUAAUGCCACUGUCAAUGUUAAUUAAUAUUUGAAGCAAAGUGACUUCCAAUUUAAAUAAACUGUUGAAAUGUA
Messenger RNA from Solea senegalensis (Senegalese sole), 2623 nucleotides. RefSeq names its product aurora kinase A (gene aurka). Gene Ontology annotation, cellular component: spindle midzone; spindle pole centrosome; spindle microtubule. Lineage: Eukaryota; Metazoa; Chordata; Actinopteri; Pleuronectiformes; Soleidae. The record is from RefSeq and is a predicted model, not a curated record. Bases 330 to 1604 code for a protein of 424 amino acids. Gene Ontology annotation, molecular function: ATP binding; protein kinase activity. The transcript is spliced from 9 exons. Gene Ontology annotation, biological process: regulation of cytokinesis; mitotic spindle organization; protein phosphorylation.